AGGAGAGUGUAAAUAUAUCUUUUUCCUAACAUAAUUGAAGAAUAUUUGGGAGAGAGAUGGAGAAGAGUGAGCUCGAGAAAGAGAAAGAGAAAGAGAAGGAAUCGGAAAAGGUUUGCAAGAGAUGCAAGACAACGUUCAUCCCUUCUUCCAAUUCGUCUUCUUCGUGCCGCUUCCACCCUUCCUUCUUCGUCUGUCGCCGCCACGACGAUCAAAAGAGGUACUAUGAGUUGGGGCCGAAUGAUCCUCCCUAUGCUGCCAAAUUCUAUGACUGCUGUGGAGCUGAGGACCCUGAGGCUUCUGGCUGCACUACCAAUUUUCAUGUAUCUUAUGACGAAGACUGAUGUAAAUGUAACUUCUCUCAUCCAUUACUUAAUACAUAGCAUUAAACAAUCAACUAGUCUCAUUUUCACCAUUUUGUGUAUGAUAUACAAAUUCUUCAGCUGUCGUUUGUUGUGCACAAACCCAAAGUUUUGAUUAUCAUGUUUUAAUUUCUCUAAUGGCAUUUCAUCUGCAUGAAUGUACUCUA
Lotus japonicus is the source of this 526-nucleotide messenger RNA. RefSeq lists its product as uncharacterized. The transcript has 2 exons. Bases 57 to 341 code for a protein of 94 amino acids. The record is from RefSeq and is a predicted model, not a curated record. NCBI's taxonomy places the organism in Eukaryota, Viridiplantae, Streptophyta, Magnoliopsida, Fabales, Fabaceae.